Messenger RNA from Pichia membranifaciens NRRL Y-2026, 186 nucleotides. RefSeq lists its product as hypothetical. Bases 1 to 186 code for a protein of 61 amino acids. NCBI's taxonomy places the organism in Eukaryota, Fungi, Ascomycota, Pichiomycetes, Pichiales, Pichiaceae. The record is from RefSeq and is a predicted model, not a curated record. The transcript has a single exon.
AUGUGCCAAGUUUAUACUACACUUCGAAUAUCGCACCCCGUUUCCUCCGUGGUCACCCUUUCUAACAGAACCCAAAAGGAAACAGCCUCAACUUCUCCAAGUAGAAAUCCUAUCCUCCUCCGAAAAAGCACAUACGCAGGUUUCGACCGUCAGGCCGGGAGGACAUCAAGAAAAAUGUCAGAUUGA